Molecule: messenger RNA, 2004 nt
Organism: Symbiodinium pilosum
Lineage: Eukaryota; Dinophyceae; Suessiales; Symbiodiniaceae
Source: the annotation of a GenBank genome assembly
AUGGGGAGCGCGGAGGUGCCAGAAGCCUCAGACCGGCUGAAGUACCUCGUCGCUAGGGCAAGCCAGCUGCAGCAAGAUAUUGAGUACCAAAAGCGUUUGGCUCCCUUAGACUUGGAGGAGCAGAACAGUUUCUUGCUGCGGCAGGAACAGCGGCGUUGGCAAGAUGCCCUUAAAACGGCGGAGUGGGAGCCUGCGCAAAGUGAGGAAAAGCAGACAGUCCUCAAAGAGUUUGUGGUGUGUAAUCGAUUGCAAAAGAUCAUGACAGAGGUAACAACUCUCAUCAACCAACAUGCUGAAGGCGAAGCGAGACUGAUUCGGGCUGAGCUUGCCGAACUGCAGCGAGCAGAAGGCCAAGCAGCAAAUCAGCUUCAGGAAGUCGAGCAGCUCCAGGAGGCCAAGCAGAAAUUGCUGAGCCACACAGAGACAGGCCUGCAAAUUGCUGAGCCAGAAAAGGCCGAACCAAACACGGUUGCACCAAAAGCAAAGGGUGCCAAGGGAGCCAAAGGCAAGGGAGGAGGAAAAGGCAAGGGCCCGCCGCUGCCCUCGAUUAUGCCCAAGGCCAAGCCUAAGGCGAAGUGCCAGGCAGAAAACAAAAAGAAAAACAACUUGGUCACACUUUACUGGAGAGCCUUGCCGGCCAACGCUGAGAAGAUGAACGCAGGUAGCAGCGCGCUACUGAAGCAAUGUGCAGAGAUGCUUGCAGCUGCCUCGGGUUCACCAGAGAUAACCUAUCCGGACCAAGAGCAGCAGCUCGGAGCCGUGUACGAGCAACCAGAAGCUCCAGAAAGUGAAGAUCUCCCAGAUUCGAUGAUCGAGAUCUACUUCCAAAGACGUGAAGCUGCUGUGCAAUUAGACUCGGGCAAGUCAGACAAGAUCAGCAUUCUGGAUGAAAAGCAGCGACGGAUGCUGGGCAUCUUGAUGAGCAAGUAUCGGAUGAAGAACAGAGACGAAAGCGAUCGCCAAAUUGUUGCCAUAAUGAAGCAGUCUGUAUUGAGCUGCAAUUACGAGGUGCUCAGGGAGGAGGGCCUGUGCAUGCUUCGCAAAGUCAUACGUGACCAAGCAGUCACCGGGAACAAGAUUCGAGAUUUUGUGCAGACCAACGGAGAGGCUGCGCUGAAGAAACUCAGGGAUCCAUGGCUGCACCGCCUCAUCCACGAAGUCCUCAAGGUACCCCAGGUGGAGGAACGUUUGGAGUGCAUGCUGUUUCAGCUCGCUUUUGAGGAUGGCUUCGCGAAAUGUGUCGCGGACCUGGAAGUUCUUUGCAAGGCUCUGCAAGUUUUGAGCGCAAAGAAGAUGGAGCUCCGCCAGUUCUUUUCGAUGGCUCACCGCUUUGGGACCAUCCUGAACAGCAAUUGCCUGGCACCUCAAGCCCCUCACGGUUUCAGCCUCUCCUCACUCGACAAGCUAGUGCAGACCAAGUCAACAGCUUCUCCGAAGCACAACAUGCUGCACUUCAUCCUUGCGAUGAUGCCACCUGGGACUGCCUCUGAGCUCUUCUCUGACGAGGAUCUGAAGCAGCUUGCAAAAGCGAAGGUGAUGAAGAGUUUCACGGUCUACCAGGACUGCACCGAGCUGACACAAGGGUUCCAGGCCAUCCGUGAGAUUUGCGAGACAGGCAAGUAUCAAAAUGCCUUGACUGGAGAGAAGGUGAAGAUGGAGCGGAGGAGAAUGACGAAAGUGUCCAGGGAUGAGGUUCUGGAUGAGGAGCCAAUCGAUGCCAACGACACAUUUCACACUGCCAUGAAGGCCUUCGUUGAGAAGUAUGAUCGUAAAGUUUCUGAUGUGGAGAAGGGCUGCUACUGUUCCUUCAUCAUGUACAAGGAGCAGGCUUUGUUUCUUGGCGAUCUCAGCGUCUGCUGGCCUCCGCCAAAGGAGGAUCAGGACGAGAAGGUGGAUCUCUUGGCAGUCAUGCACAAGCUUGCAGUGCAAGUGCGGAAACAUGCCGCGGACGUGGAGCAGGAUGGGUUGCGUGACAGCUUGGCGGCAACCCGCGGGGGUGGCUGA